Messenger RNA from Nezara viridula (southern green stink bug), 412 nucleotides. Lineage: Eukaryota; Metazoa; Arthropoda; Insecta; Hemiptera; Pentatomidae. The record is from the annotation of a GenBank genome assembly.
UAGAGAUUUGUCUCUAACAGCAUCAUUGCUCCUAUAAUUACCAUUACUAAAAAAAAGAAAAGUUAACCUCUUCAAAAAUUAAAUCCUUGAUACGCAACUGCUCAAGAAAAUGCAAGAAAAUAGUCAUGAAUCUCCAUUCAAAAGUUGCCCUCGAUAUACCGAAGGGAGCGAUCGUGACCAACAAUCUGGAUACUCCCCAAGGCGGCAGACAAACGCCCAGAUAAUGGACAAUUGACACAGAUCAGGAGUCCCCGAAAAGGUGCGACCUUCGCCGGUGAUGGGUCGACCUCGUAGUAUUACUGAAUCCGUUUCGUCAUCCACCAUUGGAAUUAAUAGGUUUUGAUAAGAAUUUACCAUUGAUAAGGAUCCAUUAAAAAAAUAUGUGAAUUGCUGAUUUCUCAUUCUCUAGUGG